AUGGAUGCGCUCAAGGAGCUGAGCUCGGGCAAGGACUCCCCGGGCACGGACAUGCUCUUCGCGCUGCUGGCCCAGAACGAGGAAUUGCGCAAAGAGAUCCCCCUGUGCGCCGGCUGCAACCAGCACAUCGUGGACCGCUUCAUCCUGAAGGUCCUGGACCGCCACUGGCACGGCAAGUGCCUGAAAUGUAGCGACUGCCAGACGCCGCUCACCGAGAAAUGCUUCAGCCGCGGGGACAGUGUCUACUGCAAGGAGGAUUUCUUCAAGAGGUUUGGAACAAAAUGUGCCGCCUGCCAACAAGGUAUCCCCCCCACGCAGGUGGUGCGGAGGGCGCAGGACUUCGUGUAUCACCUGCCCUGCUUCUCCUGCAUCGUCUGCAAGAGGCAGCUGGCCACGGGCGACGAGUUCUAUCUCAUGGAGGACAGCCGGCUCGUCUGCAAGGCCGACUACGAGACCGCCAAACAGAGAGAGGCGGAAUCGACGGCCAAGCGGCCCCGCACCACCAUCACGGCCAAGCAGCUGGAGACGCUGAAGAACGCUUACAACAACUCGCCCAAGCCGGCGCGACACGUCCGCGAGCAGCUGUCCUCCGAGACCGGCCUGGACAUGAGAGUGGUGCAGGUUUGGUUCCAGAACCGGCGAGCCAAGGAGAAGCGGCUCAAGAAAGACGCGGGCCGGCAACGUUGGGGCCAGUACUUUCGCAACAUGAAGCGCUCCCGUGGCAACUCCAAGUCGGACAAGGACAGCAUCCAGGAGGAGGGGCCUGACAGCGACGCCGAGGUCUCCUUCACAGACGAGCCCUCCAUGUCCGAGAUAAGCCACUCGAACGGGAUUUACAGCAAUUUGAACGAGGCUUCCCCAGGCCUGGGAAGGCAGGCGGGCACCAAUGGCAGCUUCCCCUUGGAGCACAGUGGCAUCCCAGCUCAGGACCAGUAUCACGACCUCCGAUCCAACAGUCCCUAUGGCAUCCCCCAGUCCCCAGCUUCACUGCAGACCCUGCCGGGGCAUCAACCUUUAAUGUCCAGUUUGGUUUAUCCGGACGGCGGACUGGGCAUCAUGGCACCGGGCGGACCAGGCGGACCCCAACCCAUGAGGGUUUUGGGGGGAAACGGACCCAGCUCCGACCUGUCGACGGGAAGCAGCGGGGGGUACCCAGACUUUCCGGUGAGUCCCGCCUCCUGGUUGGACGAAGUGGAACAUGCCCAGUUUUGAUACAGGUCCCAUCUGCCUAAGGACACUGAGGCCGC
Molecule: messenger RNA, 1247 nt
Organism: Ornithorhynchus anatinus (platypus)
Lineage: Eukaryota; Metazoa; Chordata; Mammalia; Monotremata; Ornithorhynchidae
Gene: LHX3
Product: LIM homeobox 3
Exons: 6
Coding region: 1-1212 (403 amino acids)
Biological process (GO): neuron differentiation; regulation of transcription by RNA polymerase II
Cellular component (GO): nucleus
Molecular function (GO): RNA polymerase II transcription regulatory region sequence-specific DNA binding; DNA-binding transcription factor activity, RNA polymerase II-specific
Source: RefSeq, a predicted model, not a curated record